This is a messenger RNA of Theileria annulata, 1734 nucleotides long. RefSeq lists its product as uncharacterized. NCBI's taxonomy places the organism in Eukaryota, Apicomplexa, Aconoidasida, Piroplasmida, Theileriidae. The record is from RefSeq and is a predicted model, not a curated record. The transcript has 11 exons. Bases 1 to 1734 code for a protein of 577 amino acids.
AUGGCAAAGACGCUUUCAUGGGACGACGUCAAGUGGAGAUCUUCCAUACGAGUUUUCUCCUCAAUUUUAAAAUAUCACAUCUCGUUAACAUUAUCUCUAUCAAUUUUUAAUCUUGUUUUGUUUAACAUCUUCAGAUUCCUCAUUUCAUCAAAUAAAUCUCCUAUAAUUAAUUUAUGGAACUCAUUCUUCAAUUUAUUCCCGUCGUUCUUCUUUCUACUUCUAUCUCUCUGUUUCAGACACAUCUCAUUCAAAGGCUCUUUUGUUCGUUCAAUGUAUUUGGAUUUUUGUUCAUUCAUUUCAAAUUUCUUAAUGGUUUUCGCAAUCAUUUUAACCGCAAACACCUUGAUUAAAAUCAAAAUCACAGAACCAAGACUUUUCUUUGUACUUUUAGGAUGUUUUCUCAAUUAUUUGAAAGUUCGGAAACAAAACACAGAUGUGUGUAAAGUUUUGGAUAAACAGAAUAUAACCACCGUGCAUCUGGGUUCCUUUUUUUUCCAAGGCUUUUUCAACUCGCUACUAUCAUAUUUUAUCACGCUACUAUUUUUUUCAUUUUUGAAUAUUUUGUAUUUUUUAUCCUCAUUUUUAAGCUCGUCGUUCCCCAACGUCGAGGCCUACAAGUACAGGAACUUCCUCACACACUUCUGCUACGAUGUUAACGCACUCUUAUCUAAACUUCCAUACACCACCAACUACUACCACUUCUCAUUCAACUUCAUUGAGGGUUUGGAGUUGUUUUUGGCGCAGGUGUGGAUUUUAUCACUAUCAGACUACUAUUUGGAUAAAAUGAACCUCGAAUCGACACAUAUGGAUUAUUAUAUCAUGAAUUACAUUGAUGAAAUGCCCAUACACAAUGUGUCCAACAUUAACGAUGAAAUGUUAUAUGCUAGAGCUGCAUAUAAUUACACUAAAGGAGUUUCAUAUACACUCAAUAACAUGAAUAUGAAGUAUGUGUCGAAUCCAAUAUCGUUCAAGUACCAGAAUGAUUGGACACUUAACGGUCACAGACAGAGUUAUCAUCCUUUUGAAAGAGUUCCUAACUCAAGCUUCUUUCAAAAGUCAACGCCAAACAACACGUACACACUAGAGGCUAAGAAAGAUAGGUACCAACUUGACCCAGUUGUGUAUAAAAUGUUAAUGGACAAGACAAAGAACUUUUGGUCAAAUUACGUGCAAUCAUGCCUAGAAACAAUGGAUGAAAGUAGCCAAAACCUGCACCACCUAAUAGAUUACCCGUUUUCCAGAGAACAUAAGAUUAAUAUUCUGGAAAACAACAUGCACCAGUUUAAUCUGCACCAACAUCAAAUGGGUUUUUACACCUCUUUCCAAUCAUUUCUAUUAUAUCUGGCUUCAUAUUUCAAGUUCUUUCAUCCCUCAAAAUCCCUUUCAAACAACUUGGUGAAUAUGUUGUUGCUGUGUAUAGUAUAUUUAAGAGGAAUAACGUCGUGGUUAUGUAUCGCAAACAUGAUUGGCCAUAGUCAAGACAGUGUCAAGAUUGUGGCGAAGGAUGUUAUAGUCCAAUCAUUGAGGAUCCACAGGGCACUUUCUAACUUAAACCUAACAACGAUACCUUCGAACAUCAAGAGUUACAUCGAAACACUCAAUAACGAUAUUAAUACUACGUUGAAGAGACUUGCAGUUUACACCGAAACUCUUAUCUACUCAAAGUUCGAUACCAACUUUGAUACCUAUAGACUCAUGGAACAUCUCUACAACAAUCGCAAAUUAUCAACAUAA